Endocarpon pusillum Z07020 is the source of this 2016-nucleotide messenger RNA. RefSeq lists its product as uncharacterized. The transcript has 7 exons. The record is from RefSeq and is a predicted model, not a curated record. Lineage: Eukaryota; Fungi; Ascomycota; Eurotiomycetes; Verrucariales; Verrucariaceae. Bases 1 to 2016 code for a protein of 671 amino acids.
AUGCAUUCUUUUAGAUUUUUCACCCUUGUGGUGACCACGCUCCUUACAAUACCUUCGUUAUGUCAGGCCCUCGAGCUUCAGGAGAUCCGCCCCCGGGGUUCCCGUGUCAGGGGAUCAAACCGCAUUGACAAGCGAGAUAUGUCAGUGUUAGAAUUGAAGAGCACCGAGACCUUUCUCUGGGGAGCACAAGACGGCUCUGAUGCCACGCUUGGCAACUUGACGGUUUUCAUGCCCGGCGACAAUGAAAACAUCUUAUCCAUGGAGAAGUUCGAUGGAAUGCUCACAUCCGCCGAAUGCAACGCGCAAGGCAUGACGCUGGGAUUCGAGGAUGACUCGUCCUUUGCAUAUGCACAGAGAGUGUGGGACUGGGUCAACGGCGCGGAAAAUCACACGUUUCUCAUGGUCGCCGGCAAAGGUGACUGCGGGAACAACACUUAUAGGAUCCCGUACCUCGUCCAUUCAAUCGAGUACGACGAGGAGCGCAAUAUUGCUCGACUAAACGCAACGCAGGGGGAGUGGAAGGAUCUUGCGCAUUCGUACGAGCUUCGUGUUGGAAGCGUUCCAAUGUCAAGCGAUCUCGGUCUGACAAGGAGAGACUGGACUCAGGACGCCUCUAUGGACAUGUCUGCUGAUCUUCAGUUCAAAUCGAAGUUGAAGACUGGGCCUGUCUCUGGAGAUCUCGUCUGCUAUUCAUGUUACACAGCAGGCAAGAUGAAGUUCGAGUUUGUGAUCAAAACCAAGUUCCAGAUACCGGUAGGCCUGAAGUUUCGACUAAAUCCUCAAGGCGUCAAGGCUUCAGCAGCCCUCAGCUUGAAUGUGGCAAGUGAUUUCAACUCAAAAGCGGAGGCGUUCAAAGAAUCUAUCGGCAAGAUACCCCUAGCUGGCAUCUCUAUCCCCGGUGGUAUCUUAACAGUUGGACCCGUGCUUGAUAUACAACUUGGAGGAGAAGUAACCGGCUUCGAAGGCUCUGUAUCCAUCAAGACCGGCGCCACGGCUACUUUACCCGAAACUGCUGUGCUCCAAGCAGACCUGCUCGACCCAUCAAACAAUGAGUUCUCAUCUUGGACCCCAGCGAUCAAGACAGAUGAUUUCACAAUGCAAGCCAAGGUCUCCGCAUCUAUUAAGCUGUUUUUAGAGCCGGCUCUGAAGCUACAAGCUGAAGCUUUGGGCCAGGGUAUAGAAACCGGCAUCGGGCUCAAGAUGCCUUAUGUUGAAGCCAAGGCAGAGGCAAUAGUUUCUCAGGGUGGAGGAGCUUGUGAGAAGGGUGAUCAAUAUGAAGGCGCAUUGAAGCUCCAACCCGCGUGGGGCUUCGAGAUCAAGUUCCAAGCUGGUAAAAUUGGUGGCAAGCAGCCUGUGGAUGUUACCCUCGGCUCCGCUUCCAUGCCAAUCGGCAAACCACUCUGCUUUCCUUGGGACAUAGAAAAGGCUGGGAGCCCGAGCAGCCCAAGCGGCCCCAGCAGCCUCCCCGCGCCGUCAACCUCACCAAGCACCAUCGAUCCCAAGCCUACCCCUUCGGGCGGUAGCCCGGGCGGAAACUCCUGCACAGUCAAGACGACCGGAAAGACGGGCACAUGCACAACGACGGCUCAAUGUAAGAGCUCCGGCGGCAACUCUACCCCUGGGUAUUGUCCCAAUGAUCCUUCAGACGUUCAGGAACCACCCAAGCCAGGACCAUCAAAUUCAAGCAACACGUGUACGGUCGCCGCCACGGGCCUCACUGGCGAGUGCAUCUCCACGAGCUCCUGCUCAUCGUUUGGCGGCAAGUCCACGGCGGGUCUGUGCCCGGGAGCGGCAGAUAUCCAGGUACGUGUUGAUCGGACUACUUCGCGCAAGGUUGUAGAGUCGGAGCGAAGAGCGGACAGUGCAUCCCCACAGGGACUUGCAAGGGCACGUCGACACCCGGAUUCUGCAAAGGUGGAGAUAAUAUUCAAUGUUGUACUUGACGAUCGAAGGCACUUUACAAGCGAAGACACAGCACGUAGUCCAGGUCGUCUGAACUCACUCCUGGUCGGUUGA